This is a messenger RNA of Tarenaya hassleriana, 3754 nucleotides long. Its product is annotated as pentatricopeptide repeat-containing protein At4g13650. Gene Ontology annotation, molecular function: RNA binding; zinc ion binding; protein binding. The transcript is spliced from 2 exons. The coding region runs from base 535 to 3738 and encodes 1067 amino acids. Gene Ontology annotation, biological process: RNA modification. The record is from RefSeq and is a predicted model, not a curated record. Lineage: Eukaryota; Viridiplantae; Streptophyta; Magnoliopsida; Brassicales; Cleomaceae.
UAUAACUGACCCGUGAUUACAACUCAAGUGUGUGAAUCAUGUCGGAACGGUGUAGCAACGGAUGCGUUCUUGCUUUCUGGAAAACAUGAAGGGCACGAUGGCAGAAACGAGAAAGAAAUGAUACAAUGAUUCUUACCUAUCAUCAUCAUCGUCAUCACCAUCACCAUCAUCAUCCGGUUCUGCGCUCUUUCUCGAGGAGCUUCUUCCGUUCAUGACACUGUUUCUUAGUUAAAUAUGUGAAAUUCUGAUCAGGAACAAGUCAUCUAGAUUCUAGAUCCAGAAUCGAACAUGUUAACGUUCUCUAGGACGUGGAGUAUACGGGUGAGAAUUUUUCACGUACAAGAUUUGCUCUUGCUUUUGUAAAUAACACCAAAACGCAGCGUUUUUCUCUUCGUCAGUCGUCUAUCGUAUCGUCUCCGCCAAUCAACGGCGCCAAAGAUCGAAUGACAGAGUUCCGAGUCUGACAACCCAAUCAUCUCAGUCGCCUAAACUACACCCGGUGCUUGUCUUUGCAAGCUAGUGCUGGCGGAGUCCAUGUUUCUUUGGCUUGUUUCUCUACAUGGGUCCUCCUCAUUUCUUUUCCUAAGAGGCAUUCCUCGAAAGCUCAACGCUCAUAAUGCCGUACAUAGAUUUUGUGAGAUUAGAAGAAGGGUAAGAAUUUCUGGUUUCGGCACUAGUUCUGCUGCUGUAUCUACUUGUUUCUUUGAAAACGAAUCCUUCCGCGAUCAAGAAGCUGUUAAAAUGGGGAUUGAUUCCGUAUGUUUGUCGGAGAACCGCGGCAUUCGCCCGAAUCAUGAAACAUUUCUGUGGCUUCUUGAGGGGCGCUUGAAGAACGACGGGUCUUUGAAUGAGGGGAAGAAACUCCAGGGGAAGAUUCUGAAGUUGGGUUUUGACACUCAUCCGCUCAUGUGUGACAAGCUUCUUGAUUUUUAUUUAUUCACGGGAGACAUGAAUGGUGCGUUGAAGGUGUUUGAUGAAAUGACCAGUAGAACAGUUUUCACGUGGAAUAGGAUGAUCUUGGAGUUUGCUUCGAGAAAGUUGAAUAGGAAAGUCAUAGAUUUGGUUUGGAGAAUGGUAAGCGAAAAUGUCAACAUGAACGGAGGCACCUUUUCGAGUAUUUUGAAAGCCUGCGGCAGUGGCAGUGAUGCUUUUGAUGUAAUUAAGCAGAUUCAUGCUAGGAUUAUAUGUCAGGGUUUCGGUAAUAGUACUACUGUAUGUAACCCUCUGAUCGAUCUUUACUCAAAAAAUGGAUUUGUAGGUUUGGCUAGAAGGAUUUUUGAUAAAUUACACUUCAAGGAUUACAGUUCCUGGGUUGCGAUGAUAUCUGGUCUAUCUCAGAAUGAGUGUGAAGCUGAAGCCAUUGGUUUGUUCCGUGAAAUGCAUAUAUUGGGUGUUAUCCCGACUCCUUAUGCAUUUUCGAGUGUUUUGAGUGCUUGCGCAAAGCUAGCACUGCUUGAGGUUGGGGAGCAGAUUCAAGGUCUCGUGUUGAAGUUAGGGUUUUCAUCCGAAACAUAUGUGUGCAAUGCUCUUGUGACCUUAUAUUCUCGUCUAGGGAAGCUGAUAUUGGCUGAAAAUAUUUUCAGCAACAUGACGCAGAGGGAUGCGGUUACUUAUAACUCUCUGAUAUCCGGGCUAGCUAAAUGUGGUUAUGGUGAUAAAGCUAUGGGAUUGUUCGAGAAAAUGCAGUUUGAUGGACAGAGACCAGAUUGUAUCACUGUUGCCAGCUUGGUGAGUGCUUGCUCCUCUUUGGGAGCUCUUGUUAAGGGACAACAGCUUCAUGCGUACAUAACCAAGUUGGGAUUCUCUUCUGACAUCAUCAUUGAAGGUGCACUUCUUGAUCUAUACGUCAAAUGCUCUGAAAUUGAAACUUCCCUCAACUUCUUUCUUGAGACUGAGACCGAAAAUGUAGUUCUGUGGAAUGUUAUGCUAGUUGCUUAUGGCCAACUAGAUGAUUUAACAAAUUCUUUUAGGAUUUUUAGAAAGAUGCAAAUGGAGGGAAUCAUUCCAAAUCAAUUUACGUACCCGAGCGUGUUAAAAACUUGCACCAGACUGGGGGCGCUUGAUCUCGGGGAACAGAUCCACAGUCUAGUAGUAAAAACUGGUUUUCAGCUUAAUGCUUAUGUCUGUAGCGUGCUCAUUGAUAUGUACUCGAAGUUAGGAGAGUUUGAUAUUGCCAGGGAUAUCCUUGUGAGCUUUGCUGGGGAAGAUGUUGUAUCGUGGACAGCAAUGAUCGCGGGUUACAAACAAUAUAAUUUUUUUGAUAAAGCUUUAGCGGUUUUCAGGGAAAUGCUAGACCAUGGAAUUCACUCUGAUAACAUUGGAUUAGCAAGUGCAGUAAGUGCAUGUGCUGGUCUUCUAUCACGAAGAAUCGGGCAGCAAAUCCAUGCUCAAUCUUAUGUGUCUGGUUACUCAGCUGAUGAUUCAAUUCAAAAUGCACUGGUUACGCUUUAUUCUCGGUGCGGAAAACUACAGGAGGCAUACUUAGCUUUUGAUAGAAGUGAAUCUGGAGAUAACAUAUCAUGGAAUGCUCUGGUGUCUGGAUUUGCACAGAGCGGACACUGUGAAGAAGCACUUCGUGUCUUUACCCGGAUGAACAGGGAAGGAAUUGUUUGUAAUAUGUUCACAUUCGGGUCUGCUGUCAGUGCUGCUGCUGACACCGCAAACAUGAAACAAGGGAAGCAGAUCCAUGCUGCAAUCUUAAAAACAGGAUAUGACUCAGAAACUGAAGUGUGUAACGCUUUGAUCUCUAUGUACGCUCAGUGUGGAAGCAUUUAUGAUGCAAAAAGGCAGUUCUUUGAAGUUUUUGAUAAGAAUGAAGUUUCUUGGAACGCCAUGAUCAGCGGUUAUUCUCAACACGGGUUUGGUACUGAAGCACUAGAUCUUUUCCAAAGAAUGAGGAACUCUGAUAUAAGGCCAACUCAUGUUACCUUUGUGGGAGUUCUAUCGGCAUGUAGCCACAUAGGUUCGGUGGACAAUGGCCUUGAGUACUUUGAAUCCAUGACAAAAGAAUAUGGAUUAGUUCCUAAACCAGAACACUAUGUCUGUGUAGUGGAUAUUCUAAGCCGAGCAGGUCUUUUGAACCGUGCGAAAGAGUUUAUUCAGGAAAUGCCGAUUGAGCCAGAUGGGUUAAUCUGGAGGACACUUCUAAGUGCUUCGGUGGUGCACAAGAACGUGGAAAUAGGAGAAUUGGCUGCUCGCCAUCUGCUAGAACUAGAACCUGAAGAUUCAGCAACUUAUGUACUUCUUUCAAACGUAUAUGCAGUUUGCAGGAAGUGGGAUGCUAGGGAUCGGACUAGACAAAUGAUGAAAGAAAAUGGUGUGAAGAAAGAACCGGGUCGAAGUUGGAUUGAGGUUAAAAACUCAAUUCACUCAUUUUUUGUCGGUGACCGACAUCACCCCUUGGCAAACAAGAUAUACAAAUAUCUUGGAGAUCUUAACAAGCGUGCAUCUGGAAUGGGUUACGUGCAAGAUCGUCUCAGCCUUCUGAAUGAAGUGGAUCAAGAAAAGAAAGACCCGACACUUUUCGUUCACAGUGAGAAACUAGCGGUUUCUUUUGGACUCUUGAGCUUGCCUACAACAAUGCCUAUACGUGUGAUGAAGAAUCUACGUGUCUGUAACGAUUGCCAUAUUUGGAUCAAGUGCAUCUCCAAGAUAACAAAUCGAGCCAUCAUAGUGAGGGAUGCCUACAGGUUUCAUCAUUUUGAAGGGGGCUCUUGUUCAUGUAGAGAUUACUGGUAAACUACAUCCUUGCAGA